GUCUUAGUAUAAACAGAUCAGUACAAGUAGAUAAACAGAGUUUUAGAUCACUGCUGCUGUCACAGUACCAAACUCAGGAAACAGAAAAAAGUCCAAUUCAGCUAACAAAGGAGAAAAAAUCUUCCGAAGAUAAGAAUCAAAAAGCUAAAGCAAAUGAAGCAUACACAGAUGCCCAAUGUACAACAGAAAAGCAAUCAACCAAGAAAAUACCAAAGCCAGAAACUUUUAAUAGAACACAUAGAGAGUAUUUAAGGGAAGGCAGACUACUGAUGGAAGAAUACACUGGCUUGGAAUUUAUGAAAGAAGAAGAAAAAGAGACAGAUUUGCUUAAACAGGAGCUGAAAAAAAUGGUGAAAACUGAACAAACUCCUCUAAGUGACGGUGUAAAAGAGAACAAUAAAGAGGAAGAUGCAGUGAAAGAAUAUGCAAAAGAAGAAAAAAAGCCAGAUGAACAGCUGAAUAACAGUGAGAGGGCAGGGAGUAAAUGUGUAACUCCAGGUCCAAGAAACAAAACACUCAUUAGGCUGAAAAAGCCCCCCAUAUUCUCAGAAGCCACUGAGAAUUUGCAUCAUGGGCUUCCUACAUCAGGUACAAAAUCCAGAAAAGGCAGCCUUUGCACCCAUAGACGUGCAGGUCGGGACUGCAGUGAAACAGCUGAAUCAAAAGUGAAAAAUUCCUUUGGGCUAUAUGAACCAUCUUUUGGAGUUACCAAAACAAGGCGGAAGGACAGUUCCACUGAAGCGGAAGGCUGCGCUCAUAUGACAUUUGCUGACAGGAAAAACAGUCUUAUGAAAGAACUCUUUGGACCGGGCUGUGUUUGA
This is a messenger RNA of Fulmarus glacialis (Northern fulmar), 821 nucleotides long. It is a transcript of the gene LCA5L, whose product is annotated as Leber congenital amaurosis 5-like. Gene Ontology annotation, cellular component: axoneme. Gene Ontology annotation, biological process: intraciliary transport. Lineage: Eukaryota; Metazoa; Chordata; Aves; Procellariiformes; Procellariidae. The record is from RefSeq and is a predicted model, not a curated record.